ACGGCCACCGCCUUCAAUGCCUUCUGCACAAUCCCCAGUCCAGUAGUAUGUACUUCCAUCGUCAGUUCAUGGCUAUAAAUGGUAAGGCAAGUUGACGAAGGUAUCUCGAAUCUCGAUGCGACUACUUACAGUGAUGCACUGCCACCCCGGUGGUCUGAUCAAACUGAUGACUUGAUGGAUUCUUAUUGAUAGAACUACGAUCGUAUCAGGAAGGAGGAGGCUGGAGGAGGAUACUUAUCUCACUAAGAGUCUCUCACUGAGUCUCAGUCCUUGAACAGCUCGUCUGCAAUCUCGUCUGAAUCGACAGCGCACUUGGGAAGCUGCAGAGCUGUGAAGCGACGACCAUGAACUUCGAACUGCCACCAACCUGGUACCGGACGCGCUUCCUCAUCGGCGUAGCAGAGACGCUGCUGCCGCCGUUCGUCUUGACCUAUGUCCUUCUCACAGCCGUAUUCGGCAGUUCUGGCGCAGGCCUUGUAGCCACCCUUGCUUACAUCUCAUCCAUUCCAGUCUGGAUAACCGUGACUUCUUGGUACUCGGUUUGGAAGAGUGACAGACGUGCUAGGCAACUCGGAGCGACACCAAUUCCCCGGGCGAAGGGCAAAUGGCCGGGAAACCUCGACAUCAUGAUGCGAUUUGCCAAAGACCUGCGAGAAGGAUAUAUCUUGCAGGCCAUGGGCGAAGUGCUCGAUGAGCAUGGCGUCGACACGCUCAAUACGCGCAUCCUUUGGAAGGACAACAUCAUAACCCGCGACGACCUACACAUGCGUGCCGUGCACCAGAUACAGUUCGAAUCGUUCGAGCGUGGGGCGGAGGCCGCCGAGAAGAUGGGAACAUUCCUCGGUCGAGGUGUCUUCGUAACCGAUCGGACAGAAUGGAGAAGAGAACGCGCCCUCAUCCGACCCUUCCUCAACAAGGAGCGUAUCUCCGACUUCGACAUCUUCCAGGAACACUCCGACCGCGCACUCUCCAUCCUUUCUUCCUCUGUGUCAACCCAUGAGCCCAUCGAUCUCCAGGAUCUCUUCGCCCGCUUUACCCUCGACGCUGCGUCUUCAUUCCUCCUGGGCACCUCCCCCGAUGCACUCGGCGGCCCCCGUCCGAUUCCGUACAAGGCCAUGAUAGGCUCCAAGGGCGCAGCGACGGAGGGCCAGCUCGGCACAUUCUUGUACGCAUUUGAGGAGAUCCAGGUGACCAUCUCACUUCGGUGGCGGCUGAACACGUUCUUCCCGCUGUAUGAAAUCAAGGGCGACCAUACAAUGCCGCAUGUGGACGUCAUCAUGAAGUGGGUCAAACCUACUGUUGAGCAAGCACUGGAGAGGAAGAAGCGGGAGAGGGAGCAGGGGAUCGAACGUCAGAGGGCUGAGCGCACCAUGUUGGAGAAUCUAGUCGAGAUCACUCAAGACGAGGAAAGAGUCCGAUUUGGCCUGCUCAACGUGUUGAUGGCAGGCCGUGACACGACUGCCGGCCUUCUGACAUACGUGGUCUACCUACUCACGGUAUACCCCGCAGUUGCGAAGCGUCUCCGCGAAGAGAUUUUCGACAUCUGCGGGGCCAACGGCAGCCCAACGCACGAUCUCAUUCGCAAGAUGCCCUACAUGAACGCCGUCCUGAACGAGACCCUCCGCCUCUUCCCUCCCGCACCCAUGGGGAUCCGAAACUCCAUGCAUCAGGUCCUCCUCCCGGCCGCAGACGGCGAGCCCCCUCUCUACCUCCCCGGCAAGGCACGCGUCACCUGGCUGACGCUUCCCCUCCACCGGCGAAAGGACCUCUGGGGCGAGGACGCAGACGAGUUCGACCCCGACCGGUGGCUCGACCCCAAGCGGCUCGCGCGCGUCGAGGAGCGACCAUCUAUGUUCGUGCCCUUCCUCUCUGGCCCGCGAUCGUGCCCCGGCCAGAACUUCGCGCUGAACGAGGCGUCCUUCAUGCUCGUCCGCCUCCUCCAGCGCUUCUCGGGCUUCGAGCUCGUCCCCGAGGCGAUCCCCGUGGGCGCGCGUCCCCCGCCGCAGUGGAAGGAGGGCAAAGGCCGCCAGCGGAUCGAGCAGGUCUGGCCGAGCACUGCGUUCACUGCAUUCGUGAAGGGUGGGCUGUGGGUACGCCCCAUACCGUAGACUAUGGGUUGGGUCUAGUGAUAGCCUUUCUCGACUUGCCACGGAUUGGGGUCGGAUCGAAUGGAGGGGAUAUAGCGAAGUGAGGGGGUACAUUUAAUGGAUAUCAUAAUUU
This is a messenger RNA of Fomitopsis serialis, 2220 nucleotides long. RefSeq names its product cytochrome P450 monooxygenase CYP63. Gene Ontology annotation, molecular function: monooxygenase activity; heme binding; oxidoreductase activity, acting on paired donors, with incorporation or reduction of molecular oxygen. The record is from RefSeq and is a predicted model, not a curated record. NCBI's taxonomy places the organism in Eukaryota, Fungi, Basidiomycota, Agaricomycetes, Polyporales, Fomitopsidaceae. The transcript is spliced from 11 exons. The coding region runs from base 345 to 2108 and encodes 587 amino acids.